UCUUCUUUCAGCUGAAAAAAUCGCGAGAAGAGAAACGUGUUUUUUAAGUGAUCAGUGGUGAAUUAACAAUUAAACAAAAAAAAAAAAAAAAAUUGUGAACGAAUGACUGGGCAAAAGGGACGGCCGAAGCCAUGAAGAAGAAACCGUGUCAUCGUUGUUGGCUCUUACUAUCGGUGUUGGUGAUGGCCACAUUGGCACGUUCGGUGUCCAGUCAACUGACGUUCACGUUUCAACAGCCGCAACGUGAAAGCGAAUACGCGCACCAUUUGAUCCGCAUUCCGGGCGACAUCGUUUUCGGCGGAUUGUUCCCCAUGCACGAGCACCUUGUGCUCUCCGAUCACGCGGCCACGGACGGAGCGUCGGGGAGCGGAGGCGCGGCCGGCAGCAGCAGCGGCGGAGGCGGACUGGAAUUCCCGUGCGGGGCCAUCAAGGAGGAGAAGGGCAUCCAGCGGCUGGAAGCCAUGCUCUACGCCCUGGAUCUCAUCAACGACGACCCCAACAUUCUGCCCAACAUCACCAUCGGCGCCGUCAUCCUGGACACUUGCUCCAGCGACACCCACGCUCUCGACCAGUCCAUGGAGUUUGUCCGCUCCUACAUGAACAAGGAUGCCUCCGAGUACCAGUGCGAGUCUGGCGAAGCGCCGCGCUACGUUCCGCACAAGCCCAUCACGGGCGUCAUCGGUGCCAGCUUCUCCACCGAGUCCAUCAUGGUGGCCAACAUCCUUCGCCUCUUCAAGAUACCGCAAAUCAGCUACGCUUCGACCAGCGCCGAAUUGUCGGACAAGUCGCGAUUCGAGUAUUUCAGCCGAGUCGUCCCGCCAGACAAUUUCCAGGCUCAAGCGCUCGUGGAAAUGGUCCGCCAACUCGGAUGGAAGUACGUCUCUACCGUCGCCGUCGAAGGCGAUUACGGCGAAAAGGGAAUCGCUUCGUUCGUAACGUUGGCCGAAUCGGCGGGCAUUUGCAUCGCCGUGUCGGAGAAGAUUUUGCGACGGGCCGAAGACGCUGAUUACGAUCGCAUCAUCGAACGUCUGUCGCAAAAGUCCAGCGCUCGCGGCGUUGUCAUGUUUGCCGACGAAGACGAAACCAGGCGAAUGCUGGCGGCGACGAUGCGGCUCAACAAAACAGGUCAAUUCCUUUGGGUUGGCAGUGACUCGUGGGGAGCCAAAUUGCAUCCGGUGCGGGAUCAGGAGUUCGCUGCUGAAGGAGCCAUUACCAUCCUACCCAAAAGAUCCUCAUUGGCUGGUUUCGACACGUACUUUAAAGCGCUGCGACCAAAGACGGCGAAAGUGUGCGGCAGCGUUGGCGGUUUGGCUAAUCACAAUGGCGGUGGGUUGGCGGCAGGUGCGGCAUCGUCGGCGGCCAACGCGACCGGCUUCGGAGAGAAUCAAUACUAUCGCAACGCUGUCAAAGGCUCUCGCAUUUACAACUGCCGCAAUCCUUGGUUCCGCCAAUUCUGGGAACAGCAUUUCAAAUGCAGGUUCAAUACGAGCGCAUCCGGCAGCGCAGGCGGAACGAAUCUGCCCGAAUGCAAAGGGGGAGAUAAGCUCACUUAUUACGAGCAAGAAGGUCUCGUGCCUUUUGUCGUGGAUGCUGUUUACGCCAUGGCGCACGCCGUUCACCGCAUGAUUACUGAUGUGUGCGGACCCGAUGCUCGUGAGCUUUGCGACGAACUCAAACCCGCACCGUCCGGCAGGAAUUUGCUCAAGUACAUCCGAAACGUCAAUUUUAUCGGUCCUCAGGGUCAGCCGGUCCGGUUCAACAAGGAUGGCGACGCCUAUGGUAGCUACAGCUUCUAUCAGUAUCAGCGUCACGGCGGCAAGUACGACUACGUGCGCAUCGGUGAUUGGAGCGCCUCGUUGGUGCUUAAUAUGAGUAUGCUGGCCUGGCCCAACAGCACCAGAGGCACCAUACCCAGAUCCAUCUGCAGCGAGGCUUGCCCCAACGGAUACAUUCGAAACUUUCAGGAUCAGUGUUGUUGGAGUUGCGUUUCUUGUCGCGAAGACAGCUACUCUUUCAACGACACUUGCGUCGCCUGCGCUCCCGGUUACGCGCCCAAUCUGGAGCACAACGGCUGCGACAAGAUUCCGGCCGAACAUUUGACCUGGGACAGCCCCUGGGCAAUCGUUCCGCUUGUUUUCUCCGCCCUAGGCGUCACGGCCACGCUGUUCACGCUGACCGUCUUCUUGCGUUACAACAGCACGCCGGUGAUAAUGGCAUCCGGACGGGAAUUGUGCUACUUGCUGCUGACGGGCAUCCUCAUGUGCUACUUGAUGGCCAUCCCCAUCCUGGCCAAGCCCAACAUGUUCACUUGCAGCGUCCUGCGCGUCGGACUCGGCUUCGCCCUCUGCCUCUGCUACAGCUCCAUCCUGACCAAGACGAACCGCAUCUCGAGAAUCUUCAACCGCGGAUCCAAAGCGGGCAUCAAGCGGCCGUCCUACACCUCGCCAAAGUCGCAAAUCGUCAUUUGCUGCGGCCUGGCGUCCGUGCAACUGGGCGGCAGCCUCUUGUGGCUCCUGAUUGAACGUCCCAGCACCAAAGAAGUGCACCCGCAGCCGUUGACUGCCGUGCUCACCUGCGGCGUCAGUAACUUGUCGCUGGUGCUCUCGCUCCUCUACAACAUGCUGCUCAUUAUCCUCUGCACCUUUUACGCCUUCAAAACGCGGAAAAUACCCGAAAAUUUCAACGAGGCUAAAUAUAUCGGUUUCACCAUGUACAGCACCUGCAUCGUCUGGCUCGCCUUUGUCGCCAUCUAUUUCGGAACUUACAACGAUUACAAGAUUCAAACGGCAACGCUGUGCGUUUGCGUCAACAUCAGCGCUUCCGUGGCCCUGGGUUGCCUCUUUGUUCCAAAAGUCUACAUCGUUCUCUUCCAACCGUACAAAAACGUCCGUACGCCUGGCAGCGGGGUGCAACGAGGUGGGGAUCACCACCGAGGAUUGAAUAAAUUCAGUAGCAGUGGCGGUGUAGGCGUAGCAGGUAUAGUAGGCGCGGCCACGCCGAGCCACAGCCAACAGCCGUUGGCGAGCAGCAUUAGCCAUCCGCCGGCCACGUUGAGUAGCGCUACUCAGUCGAUGACUUCGCUGAGCCGCUUCGCCAAUCCCACUACACCGACGGCCACGACGACGGCGGCCGCCAGCAGCCUCACGUCGUCGCACAAAGCCAUUUCGACGAUAUCGUUUGGCAGCGCCACGGUGGCCGUGCAGGCCAACGGCUCCGACACGAAUCAAAGCCGGUCCGAAGCCGAACGCGAUGCCAAUAAUCUCAGCUAGGGAAGGUGCGAGGUGCUGCUUUAAAUACUGAAAAAAAAAAAACCCACUUCUUUUUCUUUUUUGUUUAAGGGAAAAACAAAAAGGUGAGCCCAAUUUUAAUUCAUUCACAUUUUUUUUUUUUUUUUUUUGAAUUGUUUAAAUGACGAAAAUCGAAACAUUUGGCGCUAUGAAAUGUGUACUCAAAAUGGCAGCACCUCGACUUUCAGCAGCGAAUUUAUUUAUUUUUUUUUUUUAAUUAAAGUAAGAAAUUCCAAUUUGCUUUGCUUUUCUUGGCCAAGAAUUACGUUUCCUAUUUGUUCUACUCCUGCAUCCGUCCUCGUGCGAUUUUUCUCAGUUCUUUUUUUUUUUUUUUUUUUUCUCAGCCCUUUUUCCUUAUUACAGAAAUUAUUGAAAACGUUAAAUUGUAUCUCGGGAUCUCUAAAUUCGUUUAAGUUUUUAAAUGAUUAAAGUUCUUUCUUUGCCAAGUUAACCGGAAAAAGGUCAUUUGGUGUGGGUAGGCCGCCACGAGUUUUGUUUUAAAAUGAAAGAUAAUUAUGUCAUUGCUACGUCAGUUUUUAAGUGUUUCAAUGGGCCGUGCGUCAAGUUACGUUUUUAUAUGGCUUCUUUGGAUAAUUCUGUCUCUGGCAAUCGCGUCCCGCAAUUCUCUUUUGAUUUUCAUCUGCGGAAUUGAUUCUGGAAAUGCAACACCCCUACCCCCACAAUCCUAGACGAAAUUCAAAAGGGUUGCGGGAUGACUGAGCCCCUUUUGUCGAGACAGAAUCAUCACAAACAAGUUAACGAGAUAACAUAUAAAAAUUAACAGGUUCUUCGUUCAACCCCCCUUUAAUAAUAAUAAUAAUAAAAAAUGAGAAUUAUCAUUCCCAAUGAAAAGAAAUAAUUAAAUGGCCGACAUGUUAGGUAUGUAUGUGUGUGUAUAUAUUUUGAUUAUUAUCAAUCAUUUUUUUAUCCUAUCGUUCACGAUGUUAUCCCAAUCUCACCUCCACAGCACACUUCCACGCCCUACAUAUUUAUUUGAUAAACAAAUUCAACUCCCCCCGGUCUUCGUCUCUUCUGUAAUGUAAAUAUUUAAAAAAAAAAAAAAAUGUCUUUUAAACAU
This is a messenger RNA of Daphnia carinata, 4365 nucleotides long. RefSeq names its product metabotropic glutamate receptor 8-like. The transcript has 13 exons. The coding region runs from base 132 to 3269 and encodes 1045 amino acids. The record is from RefSeq and is a predicted model, not a curated record. Gene Ontology annotation, molecular function: adenylate cyclase inhibiting G protein-coupled glutamate receptor activity. Gene Ontology annotation, biological process: G protein-coupled glutamate receptor signaling pathway; regulation of synaptic transmission, glutamatergic. Gene Ontology annotation, cellular component: membrane. Lineage: Eukaryota; Metazoa; Arthropoda; Branchiopoda; Diplostraca; Daphniidae.